UCUGUUUUAAUUUUUUUCUUUCAUCUUCCUUCCUCACACCACUUGACAACAUCCUGCAACUAGAAACUUAAAGGAAAACCUUUCUCAUUUUUCUUCCCUGUGAGUAAGGUAUAUCUCUUCCUCAUGUUGAUCUCCAGUAAGCAGUUGCCAAUCGGCCGCUCCCAGAGCUGGGACACGCUGGGUGUGAAUGAGGGUCAUUGGGAGCGCAGUGACAGUGUUUACGAGCAGCAGGCCCGGAUGGCUGGUCGACGCAACUCGCUGAGCUACGGAGCGGAUGCGGGAGGGGGAUGGUAUGAGCCACCGCCUGGACUGCGUCCCCCUGACCUGGAUUUGAAACAGGAGCAAGACUCCUACCAGGAAUCUCUUUACAAUCAGGGAUAUUUGGAUCGUCCGGACCCCCGUAACAUAAGAAAGAGCUCCGUUCCUGAGCUGAACAGCCAUUACGACCGGCCACCCAUGGCUCACCGUGGUUCCCUGCCACCCCACGACUACUAUCAGCAAGAAUCAGGCAUGCCACCACGGCCAUCCGAGGGUUUUUAUCGUGGAGAGCAACCUCAUUCUGUUAAUAGGUCAUCUUCACAUUAUGGAAUGAUGGCUGGUCCUCGGCAAUUCUGGGAACAGAGCUCAGGAGGUCGGCCUGGUUCUGCUGCCCCAACACCUGGCAUACCUCCUCCCCCACCUCCAACUGCUCAUGACAUGGGUCGUAUUUACAGAGAACCAUCCCUGCCUGGACCCCCACAUGCUACUCCUGGCACCAAAAUGAUGCAGGAUGGGCAGGGCAUUCCAAGCCGUGCACCAUCUCCAGCUCAUUAUAUAAUGGAGCCAAAUUCUCCCCGUUAUGGUGCUGAGCCACCUGCCUCUCUAAACAGCCAUUCAGUCUACAGUAAUGUUAACGGAAGGCCGAUUGAUCCUCAUCAGCCAACCGCCACCUGCCUGGUAGUUGAACCAGUUGCUCAAGGAAUGGAUGGAACUGCCCGAGGUAUGGUCAUGCAUCCAGAAAACCCCUCACCAUUCACCAUACAACAGCAACAGCAAGCCCAACAGCAGGCACAACAACAAAUGCAACAGCAAAUGCAGCAGGUUCAGCCAGUGCAACAAGUGCAGCAAGUUCAGCCAGUGCAACAAAUGCAGCAAGUUCAGCAAAUGCAGCCCAUUCAGCCAGUGCAGCAAGUUCAGCAGGUACCACAGUUUCAGCCAGUGCAGCAAGUUCCACAUGUGCAACCCGUGGCACCCCCAAAUCCUGUCUAUACUCCAGCUCCCCCUAUGGCUGCUGCCCCAGUAAACACUCCAAGUGUGGCCACUAUUCCUGCUCCGUUACCUCAAAUUCCUGCUCAGCCUUUUACUCCUCCCACUGUUCCUCAGAUCCCAGUGGCUCCUGUAGACCCUAAAAAAAAUGCGGACCCUGAGUUUCUGGCAUUGCUGCAAAAAGAGGGCCUCUCAGAAAGCACCAUCACCUCUCUACUGCAGCAGGGCUUUGACUCCACUCCAAUGCUGGCUGUUAUGGAGGAAAAUGAUGUGCGUUCAGUGGCUCCAAACUUGGGACAAGCUCGGGUUCUGUCGCGUGUUGUGCUUGGUUGCAAGCGACCACCUGAAAUCCUUCCUGCUACCCCCCUGCAUCCCAAUGCUCCGGUCCGCGGCAGAUCCAACAGCUUUAGCCAUCGCAGUGACAUUUACGUGCAUCAGCCGCCACCCUUUGCUCCGGGCAUGGAGUCCCAGUAUAUGCAGCCACCCUCUACCCCCAUGCAGACUAUAUCUCCAAGGAUGGGUGAAGGUUAUAGACCCAGCAGUGCUCCCUCCCAGCAUCUUCUUGAGACUAGUGGGUAUCCUGGAGCCAGGUCUGCAGGAGCAUACAGUGGUGUUGUGGUUCCAGUCCAGCCUCGUGCUUUAUCAGGCUACGAUCCUCAUGCUGGCUUGCCCAUGCCACCUAUGACUGCAAUGUCCCAACAGGUAGCUAUUCCAUCACAUCUACCAGGAAUGCCACCACAAAUGGCAGCUUUGCCAGCCCCAAUCCAUGCAAUGCCACAGCCAUUGCCAGCAGUUCCCCAACCAAUGACUGUGCCUGCUUUGGCGCCGCAGCAGGCUCCGAAGGCAUACACCACCAACUAUACUGUACCAAUGGAGUUGAUGAAGAGGGAUCGGAGCUUGGCUAAAAUGUCACCCAUGCCUAGUCCCCUUGUAAGCCCACUAGUAAUGCGCAAGGCUGGAGUGUCCUCAGACAGAGCCCUAGUACCCGUUGGUGGUGCCUUCCCAGGCCAAAAUGUGAAUCUGUCUAAUCAGAAGCUCAGCCGGCGUACUGGACCUCCGGUCAUUGUCUCCACUAUGGCAUCGCCAGACACAAGUAUAAGGCCACAAAUCAUGAACGGUCCGAUGCAUCCUCGGCCGCUGGUCGCUCUGCUGGACGGGAGGGACUGUACCGUAGAGAUGCCCAUCCUGAAGGAUUUAGCCACUGUGGCGUUCUGUGACGCUCAGUCAACACAGGAAAUACAUGAGAAGGUGUUGAACGAGGCGGUGGGGGCGAUGAUGUACCACACCAUCACUCUGACCAGAGAAGAUCUGGAGAAAUUUAAAGCCCUCCGAAUCAUAAUCCGCAUCGGUAGUGGAUAUGACAAUAUCGACAUUAAAGCAGCUGGAGAGAUGGGCCGAUCGGGACAGGCUGUGGCUGUUCGAGCAAAAGCGUUUGGCUUCAGUGUGAUCUUUUAUGACCCGUACCUGCAAGACGGUUUAGAGCGAUCGCUGGGCGUCCAGAGAGUUUACACCUUACAGGACCUCCUGUACCAGAGCGACUGUGUGUCUCUCCACUGCAACCUAAACGAACACAAUCACCACCUCAUCAACGACUUCACCAUCAAGCAGGUACAUUACACACAAACGGCCCAAUAA
Molecule: messenger RNA, 2880 nt
Organism: Sinocyclocheilus grahami
Lineage: Eukaryota; Metazoa; Chordata; Actinopteri; Cypriniformes; Cyprinidae
Product: extensin-like
Exons: 4
Coding region: 124-2880 (918 amino acids)
Biological process (GO): regulation of transcription by RNA polymerase II
Cellular component (GO): nucleus
Molecular function (GO): DNA-binding transcription factor binding; transcription corepressor activity; transcription coregulator binding
Source: RefSeq, a predicted model, not a curated record